CUUUAGAUGCUGUUUGGCGGCUUCGAACACGAGAAGUUUGGAAACGGCACGAAUUCUCAUAAAAGAUCUCAUGGCUCGGAGGCGUGCUUGUACUGAGCUCGCCUCCUCCACCCUAUGCCGAUGCCCAGGUUAUACCAUCGGAUGCGGGCAAUAGUAGCAAGAGGCUGCCGAACCAUUUGAAACCUACAAGGUUCAAUAUAAAGGGAUCAGGCUUCAUUCAGUCUGCAUUAAAACCCUCUCUUUUGAGAAUCCAAUACGGCACGGCGAUGUUUGCCAAUAUAUAAUCUAAAUUGCUUGUUCUCGAAAGAACGGACAACUUCUCGGGGUUUUAUUUCAUACGAGAAGUCCAAAAGCCAAAAGCCCAACCCUGCCCAAUUACACAAGUAGUGGGAUACGUCGUAGAAUUAGUAUCUACGUAGUCAAGUUAUAUAAAUACAUAUGAUUUUUCUUUCUCUCCUGCCCACUAGCCUUACCUGCCUAAUCAUCCCCGUCUUCGUCCUCACCCUCAUCUUCGUCCUCGUCCUCAUCGCCGCUGCUACUAUCGCUAUCUUCCAUACUGCUAGCACGAUCGAUCGCCUGGCCCACGGCCUCGUGCACUCGGCGUGCUGCCUCUUCGUGAAACUGGACGCUUCUCGUCGCAAAACGUGUCUCUCUCGGGUUGACGGGAACGAUCAGGAUAUGCUUGUGAAUCGGCUCGGCGCGAACGCCGUUAGAUAUGGCCUGCCUAUGAUUUUCAGACUCCAGGAGGAUAUUCAGGACGCUGAUACGCCUAUUACUAAGGUCCGCCUCGGGAGCUUGGUGUACGGCUACUUCUGGAUUCUGACUAAGAAGUUCGACUUUGAGGCGUCGGUUAUAGGAAGGGCGAUCUAUAACGAAAUCGUUCGUCGCCGUAGGACCCCUAGAAUGGCGAGACCUCAACUAAGGCUCCCUAUUAAGGAAAUCGAAUCGGAGGCGUUGCUCCCCUUUGACGACCGUAUCGCUUUGGUGGAGAGCGUCUACCACGGGUACGAAGAGGCGACAAUCUCGCCGCCCACAAGCCCGGCCGGUAGUCCUGGCCGAAGCUUCUCCUAUCCCGUUAUCGGCUCGUCCCUGAGCACCAUCCCUGCUAUCGAGAUGGAACGCGAGAUUCCCUCUCACUUCCGCGAGCAGAUGCUUGCGGAUUGGUCCCGGGACGCCACCUUGGCUGCCGUCCAGGCGGUCAGCAAGUCUACCUCGCUGAACGGAUCGCGGUCGGGUACUAUAGGGAUAAAUAAGAACCGCCUCGCGGCAAAUGGCGGGUUGACAGCGAACGGGAAUGGACACGCCCAUGCGACUAGGACACCAUCUUCCUUUGCCAGCAAGGCCAAUCUCAGCCCUUCGUCAUCGCUAACCGGCAAUCCCGGCGCGCCACUCUCUGCCAAGCUUCGGAAGUCAAGCGUUCGCAGCAAUGCCUCACCGGCUGGGAGGAGCCCUGCGGGCAAGGAGCAAGCUGUAACGUCGGUCGAGCAGCUCAAACUCGUACUGUCAGGUCAUCUGCAGCCGCCGCCUACAAUGCACGGGCUGCAACAUACCGACAGCAGCAGCAGCAGCGACAGUCUUGUCAGUUACGACAUGACGCCCAGCGAGGUCUCUCUCAACCCUGCCGCCGUGGGCGAACCUGUAGCAACAGACGGCUUGGAGGCGAGCCAACAGUUGCGGCCUUCCUCGCGGGACCGGAAACUUCCGAUUCUUGGCGGGCCGUUGAGCUCACAUCCAACGCACGACAGCAGCAUAGACCAUAUCAGUAGUGGCGGUGACGGGCCCGUGAAGGCCGUACCGCCGGUGCCACCAAUUCCCAGCGGCCUCGAGGGGCGAGUGUCAAAGGCCAAGACAUUGCAGGAUUACCCAGCGACGCUACCCAGGCCAGCCACGUCGAAACGGAGCCUCAAGAGCCGCAGCGGUGACCGCGGAGUGUCGUCGUCCUGGGGCACCAGCUCUGAGGAGCGCCUGUGCCAGCGAUGGACCUCCAAUCUCUCCUGAAAGGAAUUGAUAGCCAAGCAGGAGAGCGCAGUUUGGGCACCGUCACGAAGCCGCCGUAUUAAGCU
Messenger RNA from Lasiosphaeria miniovina, 2063 nucleotides. RefSeq lists its product as uncharacterized. Gene Ontology annotation, biological process: protein localization to plasma membrane. Lineage: Eukaryota; Fungi; Ascomycota; Sordariomycetes; Sordariales; Lasiosphaeriaceae. Gene Ontology annotation, cellular component: plasma membrane. The record is from RefSeq and is a predicted model, not a curated record. The transcript has 5 exons. Bases 439 to 1998 code for a protein of 519 amino acids.